AUGCAUUGCCUUAACAUCGAGACUGGCACGGGGGGCAGAGACCUCACCGCCCGCUCCUUCCCGUCGAAUAGAAAGUCAAUUAGAUAUUCGAUUCGAAAAUGGGAACUACAGCAAGACUACCCUCCACUUAAUGUUGGGGCAAAGAAGGUGGUGUGGUCAUUGACCUCAAUGCUAAUGGUUAUCCCCAAGGUUCAACGAAUGAAUGAAGCUAUGAUCCGGAUAGAGAUGAUGGGUGGAAGAGAGAAGGAAAAAGAGCAAAGGAUUUACAAGUCUAAUAGGAGAAGAAUGGCUGACCCUAUGGAAUUAGCUGCCUUCGAUACUAGAAAAAUAACCCAAGCGCCCCCGGGGCGGACCCCCACCGAAAGGCGCUAG
This is a messenger RNA of Striga asiatica, 372 nucleotides long. Lineage: Eukaryota; Viridiplantae; Streptophyta; Magnoliopsida; Lamiales; Orobanchaceae. The record is from the annotation of a GenBank genome assembly.